Mauremys mutica (yellowpond turtle) is the source of this 827-nucleotide messenger RNA. Its product is annotated as paired immunoglobulin-like type 2 receptor beta. Gene Ontology annotation, biological process: regulation of actin cytoskeleton organization; regulation of bone resorption; regulation of osteoclast development. NCBI's taxonomy places the organism in Eukaryota, Metazoa, Chordata, Testudines, Geoemydidae. Gene Ontology annotation, cellular component: plasma membrane. The record is from RefSeq and is a predicted model, not a curated record. Bases 1 to 708 code for a protein of 235 amino acids. The transcript is spliced from 3 exons.
AUGAGCCAGGAGCUGCUGCUGCUGCUGUCCCUGGUGGGGGUGGCUGCCCAGUAUCCCUGGUACAUGGUAACCCAGCCCAAGUCCCUGUCGGCGCCGGCCGGGGGCUCCGUCACCCUGCCCUGCGCCUUCACCUACCCCCGCGAGAUCGAGCCGCUGCAGGACCUCCGGGUUUACUGGAGAUGGGGGGGAUUCUAUGGCGAGUUGAUCUACAAUCACACCGAGGGGCUCACCCACCCGGAUUACAGGGGCCGCAUCGUCCUGGUCGGGGACCCGCGGGGGAACCGAACGGCCUCGAUCCGCAUCGACCGGCUGCGGGAGUCGGACGCCAGCAAGUACGUCUGCAACAUCAGGGUGCAGAAGAACGAUGGCCAAUGGGAGCAAUGGCGCGGUCACCCUGGGAUCCAACUCACAGUGACAGCUCCCAGCCCCACAGGCAGCACACGGCACCCGGAAAUGGUCACAACUGGCAUGGGGAGAACCUACUCCCAACGCAUCGACGCCGUAAUCCUCGUCCUCAUCGGCCUCGUCCUGCUGCUUUCCAAGGCCGGCGUCUUCAUCGUGGUCUUUGCCCUGGGCCGGCGGCUGGGCUGGGGUCACGGCUCAGAGAGCGUCACCGGGCAGGUGCCCAGGAGCGACGCACCAUCAGCAUCAGGAUUUGAACUCACCUCCCUGGUGCAGAGCCCUUCGCCAGGCAUCGCCGGGGAAUGACACCAUCGAGCAGCAGUAGAACGGCUGUUAUCCUCCAGCAAAACACCCACUAGCCGGAGCAGAGAGGGAUGGAUAGUGUGCAUGGAGCGGAGGGGGGAGUGUGGAGAUAGAGCGAUAGA